This is a messenger RNA of Paracoccidioides brasiliensis Pb18, 378 nucleotides long. RefSeq lists its product as uncharacterized. Bases 1 to 378 code for a protein of 125 amino acids. The record is from RefSeq and is a predicted model, not a curated record. The transcript has a single exon.
AUGGGAUUGGCGUUGGACACGAGGGGCCGUGUGCUUUACUUGACUGUGGGGAGCCAAAGCAGCGGUGAGCCAGCCCGCGCUCUGGUUGGCCCACGCCCCCAUGAGCGCCCGCCGGUGCUUGGGCCGUGGCUGCAGCGCCCAGCCCCCAGCCAGCGCUUGCCCGCCUGCCCGCUGCAGUCUUGGGCCCACGCCCCCAACCCCAACCCCCAACCCCCAACCCCAAGUCCCAAGCCCCAGUGCCCCCCCAGCCAGGCCAGCCUGCAGCGUGCAUGGCGCCGUGCUCACCUCGUCUACUACCUUACUCGUACCUCCCCCUGUACCUCGUCAGCCAGUUCUCUGCCACACGGUACUUUCCACAACUCUCAACAACCGGUCUGA